Messenger RNA from Lycium barbarum (goji berry), 895 nucleotides. RefSeq lists its product as uncharacterized. The record is from RefSeq and is a predicted model, not a curated record. The transcript has 2 exons. Lineage: Eukaryota; Viridiplantae; Streptophyta; Magnoliopsida; Solanales; Solanaceae. The coding region runs from base 119 to 895 and encodes 258 amino acids.
CAGUGGAUAUGAGGUAAAAGAAGGACAUGAUAGACAUGUGGUGAAUUUUAGGCAAAAGCGGUGUACUUGUAGGACAUAGGACCUUACUGGAAUCCCAUGUCCACAUGCAAUCAAGGCCAUGAUUCACAAGAAAAUUGACCCUAUUUCUGAGAUACAUUGGUAUCAUAGCAAGGAGGCAUUCAAGCUAGCAUACAAACACAAGUUGCAGCCGGUUAGAGGCGUACAGUUUUGGACUGUUGACCUUUCUCAGGCCAUGGAACCACUAGCUUUGGUCAAACUUGCCGGCAGACCCAGGAUUAAGAGGGAUAAAGGGAAAGAUGAGGCUCUUAAGAGGCAAGAUGAAUGGAAGCUUUCAAGGAAAGGUAGAGUGAUGACUUGCAGCAACUGUGGAGAGCCAAAUCAUAAUGUUAGGCGCUGUGGCAAGCCAAAGAAAGGCAAGCAACCAGCUAAGAAAAGGCAACCUGCUAGGGGCAAAAAGAGGCAGACUCGGGGCUUAGUUGAUGAAGAUGAAAAUUCCCAAGUUGAAGAAGAAAUCAACUUAACAACCCCCCAACCAACCCAAGACAGUCAGCCCAUGCCUAGUAGCAGCACCCUAUUUCCUAACUUUGAAUAUCCUUCAGUUGAGGAAGAUGAUGAAGACCCUUUUCUAAGGCCCAUAGUGAUUUCUAAAUUUUCCACAAGACUUCAAAUGAGGCAGAAAGCACAAGAACCAAUAGGUAGAAGGGCAAUAAGCUUUAGAGGUGAUCACAAUGGUGUUAGUGAGGCAACCAAUCUUCCAGUCUCAUUAACAAGCUUAACUUGGCAAGGGAAUGAUGCAGUUACUACCAGCCAGUUGGAGGCUAAAGCUCACGAGAGGAUUGGGAAGUUGAAUCCAAGAAAGGGACCUAACAAUUGA